UUUGGGUUUGUAUUCCUUCCACGAACUAAAACUAGGGAAGGAGGGGGUUGAAAAUUUGGAAAAGCCCCUUUUUUUCUUGGACUGCUGACGCGUACAUCGACGUGCAGCUCAGCGGCUCGGCUCUUCCAACAAACUCCACCAUGUUCUUUCGUGUUUUACUUUUAGGGACUCUGGUUUUUCAGGCCCAAAGUUACUUUUCGGAGGAAAAGUAUCCAGAGGAAUCGAAAAUGCAGCCUCCCACCGUGGUUAUCGCUAUCAUAGCCAGGAACACCGCUCAUUCCCUGCCGUACUACCUGGGAGCUCUGGAGAGGCUUAACUACCCCAAAGACCGCAUCUCCGUGUGGGCAGCCACAGAUCACAACUCAGACAACACCACAGCCAUACUGAAAGAGUGGCUGACUGUCAUGCAGAAAUUUUACCAUUACGUGGAGUGGAGACCAAUGGAGCAGCCUGCGUUCUAUGCAGGAGAGUUGGGUCCUAAGCACUGGCCCAACAGCAGAUAUGAGUACUUGAUGAAGCUGAAGCAGGCAGCACUCAACUUUGCCAGGAGGCGCUGGGCUGACUACAUCCUGUACGCGGACACAGACAACAUCCUCACCAACCCAGACACCAUCAACCUGCUGGUAGCGGAGAACAAGUCCGUCAUCGCUCCCAUGUUAGACUCUCAGGGAGCAUACUCCAACUUCUGGUGUGGUAUCACUCCACAGGGAUAUUAUCGUCGGACAGCAGAGUACUUUCCCACCCGUCAUCGUCAGAGAGUGGGCUGCUUCCCUGUGCCUAUGGUCCACAGCACCCUACUGCUGGAUUUGAGGAGGGAAGGCAUUAAGAAACUGGCUUUCUACCCUCCUCACGAUGACUACUCAUGGCCUUAUGAUGACAUCAUUGUUUUUGCCUUCUCCUGCCGUGCGGCAGCAAUACAGAUGUACUUGUGCAACAAGGAGCGCUAUGGCUACCUAAAUGUUCCAGCCAAACCUCACCACACAUUGGAGGAUGAUCGCCUUAACUUUGUCCAUGUCCAUCUGGAGUCUAUGAUUGAUGGUCCGCCCAUGUAUCCCUCUCAGUUCACUCACAUGUUCCCAAACCAGAGAGACCUGAUGGGAUUUGAUGAGAUUUACCUGAUAAAUCUGCAACGCCGGAAAGACCGUAGAGACAGGAUGUUGUCCUCUCUGAACCAGCUGGAGAUAGACAUCAAGGUGGUAGCUGCUGUGGAUGGAAAUGCACUGAACAGCAGUAAUAUUAAGAUCUUGGGUGUUGACCUGCUGCCAGGCUACUAUGACCCAUUCUCCGGGCGCACCCUGACCAAAGGAGAGGUGGGCUGCUUUCUCAGCCAUUAUUACAUCUGGAAGGAGAUUGUGGACAUGCAGAUGGACAAAGCCCUAGUCUUUGAAGACGAUGUCCGCUUCCAGGCCAACUUCAAGCGACGGGUCCUCCGGCUGAUGGAGGAAGUGGAGCAGGUGGAGCUUGACUGGGACAUUAUAUACUUUGGCAGGAAACAAGUGAAUCCUGGAAACGAAGAGGCGGUGGAGAACGUUCGGAACUUGGCGGUGGCCGGCUACUCUCACUGGACUUUGUCUUAUGCCAUCUCUCAGCAGGGAGCCCAAAAACUGCUCAAUGCUGAGCCUUUUCCCAAGAUGUUGCCUGUCGAUGAAUUCCUCCCCAUCAUGUAUGACAAACACCCCAAUGAGCACUACAAGUCCCAUUACCCCAACCGAAACUUACAAGCCUUCAGCACGCGCCCCCUCCUGGUACAGCCAUGUCACUACGCUGGUGAUCCCAAGUGGGUGAGUGACACAGAGACUUCAACUCUGUGGGAUGACGACUCGGUAAGGACCGAUUGGAGGGGUUCCCACAAGACCCUCAAAGGGGCUGUGCCGGCACCGGAUAUGUUGUCAGCCACCUACAGGGAUGAACUUUAGUGCAGAGAAGGUGGAGGUGUUGAUACCUAUCAGCUCGAGAGACCAUGACAGCAGACAAACAAGACACUCAGAGGAAAACAUGUUCUCAGACUUGAAUUCAGUCCAGUCUGUGUCGCAUCUUUGACAUGUGAUCAGUGUCUCAUAAACUGGACUUUUUGUACAGAUAUCUGAGCAUUUCAAUUGCAGCAACUUGCACAAGAGAUUUUUUUCUCAAACAAUCCAAACUUUUGAAUGUUUUUAACGUUGCUAAUACAUUUAGUUUUAUUGCUUUAUUCAGACUGUUUAAACAUUUUAUAUGGUUGACAUCAAGAUAUUUUUGGUUACAUGUUUGCUUGUGAAGAUUUCAUGUAAAUAAUGUUUAGAGUUUUUUUUUUUUUUUUAAA
Molecule: messenger RNA, 2299 nt
Organism: Melanotaenia boesemani (Boeseman's rainbowfish)
Lineage: Eukaryota; Metazoa; Chordata; Actinopteri; Atheriniformes; Melanotaeniidae
Gene: cercam
Product: cerebral endothelial cell adhesion molecule
Exons: 12
Coding region: 141-1916 (591 amino acids)
Source: RefSeq, a predicted model, not a curated record